Molecule: messenger RNA, 3474 nt
Organism: Diaporthe batatas
Lineage: Eukaryota; Fungi; Ascomycota; Sordariomycetes; Diaporthales; Diaporthaceae
Exons: 2
Coding region: 1975-3411 (478 amino acids)
Molecular function (GO): FAD binding; oxidoreductase activity
Source: RefSeq, a predicted model, not a curated record
GCCAACGGCUGUGCCACGCAAACCCCGUUUCGAAUCUGCCCUGUGCCUCCAGCCGCUAUCAACCACGGUGCGCUUGCGCACUCUAAAGUGCUAGGCGGCAAAUCUGGCAACCCCUGAUCGUUCACAGGGAGGUACUACAUAGUAGGGUUGGAGACUCUUGGAGGAGCCGCAUCCUACCGUCCCAGCGUCCCCAGCCCAGACAGACAGAGCACGCUGCGACAUUACCAAUAAAUAACCCCCUACUGCGGGCGACCAGACGGCGUGGUGAGCACUGUCCCCAACUUGACACCCAUCAGCGUGGCAUCAGAUCCAACCCCCUCUUGCCCCUCUCUCCUCAACCUCCCCCUCCUUCAAGAGGCCAAGACGAACACCCGUGGCUGGGUUGCAGUGCCCCGGCGCGCCUGUUAGCUCCAAACCGUGCACUCGGGGCACUCCACUCGCGCCCGAGCAGUCGGCACUCAGAUCGUCCCACAGUGAUGGCGCUCUCUCACGCUGACGUCUCCUUCGACUGCAUGCACACUGCGUGCAGUCUCCUCGCCUAUCUCUGUCACACACAACACUUGCAUACGGGAAGUGGCUGUCUCUUAUCUCCUAGGAACACAAUGGGAACCAACCAACCUGUGGAUACCAUCAAGAAUGUGAAGGGCUCGAUAGGUUUCAGGGCCUGCUCAAGAUAUACCUCCCACAGGAGACUGCCGAGGGGCUUCAUAUCGGGGGCUGUGCAGGUCAAAGAGGGGGUUCCAUGGGACUAGGACGUCGAGGGAUAGGAGACACCUACCUCACAAACCGAUAUUGACCGAGCAGGCAGGCAGGCUCACAUUUCUUUGGCCCAUGCUGCGAAUGCGCAAUACGGCUAGCACGACGACUGGGCUCGCUAUCUUGGGAAUCUGGAAGGGAUCGGCUGCUUCGGCGUACCUCCAGGGCCGGGGGAUAAUGAGGACGGCCCGGAUACAGUCGACGCAGAGUCCCCGGACGGGGCCGCUGUCAGGCUCACGAUCCUUCAGGGCCCUUCUUAUGGGGCAUAUGCCAUGGCAGAGCUGCCUUUCUUGGCCGAUAGCCUCGGCCCCUCGACCCUGACUAUGGACCGCAAUCCUCGUCUCAUCUCCCUUUUCUGUAUAGAUCCCGCUGUCGCCCAUCAACCAUCGUGCCAUGUGCUAUCCGUCCCUGCCGUCAUGGGUUCAAGCUUGUUGGCGCUCGUGGCAAUCUCCGCCCAGGGCGGAGAAUUAAGCACCUGGGCAGCGCCGGUGGAUGCAGCUUUUGUACCCCUGGUCCCUGGUCGGCGAGGGACUGCGGGAGAUCAUCUUCGGCUACAUGGUCCCGCUCUGGCACACUUCGCGGACCAGAAGCCUAAAGCGGUGCUGUAAGACCGCGACACUCCUAAACCAUACAGGAGGCGAUGUCACUAGUAGGGAGAUUAACGGCGCUUUUGCUCCUCAUCCACGGCUCACGGCCAAGUCUGGACGUCCGCAUCCUCGCCGUCGCCACCGGUGUCCCUCGAUAUAAAGACAUCCACACCAUGGCGUCUCUUGUCGUCAGGCUGGGAUGAGCCGUUGUCUCUGCAGCCCACCUCUUCUCUCUUUCCCUGCCUUUUAUCAUCAGGCUCACACAUUCUUUUGAUUCGGGAAUAUGAAGUCCGCAACCUUCGCCGCGGCGGCAGCUGCCAUUGCUGUCACACCUUUCGCCGCCGCCGGACUCGUUACAACCCGUGCUCCUGGUGCUACCUGUCGUUGUCUGCCGGGCGAUGCUUGUUGGCCAACGAAGUUCUCAUGGGAUCGCCUGAACAGCACCGUCGGUGGCAAGCUGAUUGCCACCGUUCCUAUCGGCUCCGUGUGCCAUGAUCCAACAUACGACGAGGCCGCUUGCACGGCUUUGCGCGACUCUUGGGUUCUUCCAGAGACACAGUGAGUUCACGUACAUACAGCUACGAAGCGACAAGUCUAAGCCCAGUCUAGUUUCCCAUCAUCAUCCUCCGUAAUGCAGUCCUACUUUGCGAACCAGUCUUGUGAUCCGUUCACAGAUCGUAGCACCCCUUGUCAGCUGGGAAACUAUGUCAGCUACGCCGUUGAGGUGACAUCUGCUCAGGACAUCGCGGAGACUGUCAAAUUUGCGCGGGACAACAACAUUCGCUUCCUGGUCCGAAAUACUGGUCAUGACCACCUUGGCCGGUCGACCGGUGCAGGAGCCCUCGCUGCAUGGACGCACAAGCUCAAGGAGAUCACCGUGACCAAGUGGUCUGACGACCUCUGGAAAGGAUCCGCAAUCAAAAUGGGUGCCGGAGUUCUCGGUUACGAGGUCACUGAGGUUGGCAAGACCGCAGGCCUUGUCGUCGUCGGGGGCGAAUGCCCUACUGUCGGCCCUGCAGGUGGAUACAUCCAAGGUGGUGGCCAUUCGGCCCUAACAACUAACUUCGGUAUGGCCGCCGAUCAAGCUCUCGAGUACGAGGUGGUCACCGCAAACGGGUCGAUUGUCACUGCCUCCCGUACUAAGAACGCCGACCUCUUCUGGGCUCUGAGUGGAGGUGGCCCUGGCACGUUUGGUGUUGUCGCCUCUGUCACCGUUCGAGCCUACCCCGAGGCACCCAUCAUUGGGGGCGUGGGCUUGCAGACCGCGGCCUCUUAUACUACCCAGGACAAGUGGUGGCAAAUGCUGGAUGCUUUCCAUGGACUACUCCCAGGCAUGACCGAUCAGGGCGCUAUGGUUGUUUUCAUUUACGGGAGCUCCGUCUUUGCUAUCAACCCUCUGACGGCCUACAACAAGACCGCCGAACAGGCACAGGCUAUUCUCAACCCAUUCCUUGACGUUCUUGCCAACCUAUCCAUCCCGUACGCCCUGUCUGCCACCAACUUCACAAGCUACCGCGAUCACUACAACCAAUGGAUGGGCCCUCUUCCAUACGGCCACGUCGAGGUUGAGUCCUACAAUUUCGGGUCCCGUCUAGUCCCUCGCGAUAUCCUCGCCAACUCAGACUCUCGCGCCAAAUACAUCGCUGCCAUCCGCUCUGGUGCCGACAAUCAUGGGGUGCUUGCCGCGGGAACAGCCUUCAACGCAAGCGCCCCUGCUGGCGUCUCCAACGCUGUGAACCCAUACUUCCGCAAAGCCACCCUCCACGUGCAGUAUUCAACGGCAUGGAGCAAUAACCCAGCAGACUGGGACAAGAUGCUCGCAGAUCAAAAAGCCAUGACUGACGAAAUCAUUCCACCCAUUGAGGCAGCGACUCCGGGAGGAGGCAAUUACAUCAACGAGGUCGACUUCAACAUCGCCGGCUGGAAAGAGAAGUUCUUCGGCGGUAACUAUGGUCGCCUCCUCCAGAUCAAACGCAAGUGGGACCCUGCAGGCUUGUUCUACGCGCUUAAGACCGUGGGCAGUGAUUCCUGGACUGUUGCCGCCAACGGCAGGAUGUGCCGCGCAUAAUGACCAGAAUAUGAGGAUAAUAUAGCGCUUUCUAGUUUUCAAUGCAGAUACUUAAUGAAGAUA